CCUGCCCAGCCCAGGAGUUGAGAGAGCAUCAGAGGGGUCCAGCCUUUCUCUUCAGCGAAAGGCUCCUGGCUCCCAGGAGCAAGGGGGGACUGCGGAGUGGGCCAGCCACCAGUGUCCACCCAAGCCGAGCCCCGGAGGAGGGGGAGGCCUCCUCCCCGCGCAUCUGGGGGAGAGCCCAAGAAGCCAAGUCCAAGGUGCCUCCGGGCUGAGCGCAGCAGGGUCCCCCCAGGCGCUGCGGGCACAGCCACCUGAAUGAAGCCUGCUGGGGAAGGGGGCCCUGCGUGCAGCAAGCCGGCUGGGGCAGAGUCGGUCGCCCUCCGGGGGAAGCGCUGAUUGCAAGGGGGCCCCCCUUCGUCUCGCCUUGGCCACACGGCUUCUCCUGGGGUCCCCAGUCCAGCGGACUCUCCAGGAUGGCGUUCCUCACGUUCCUCUGGAUGGGGCUCUUCUGGCACCUGUGUCAAGGCUACUUCGAUGGCCCGCUCUACCCCGAGAUGUCCAACGGGACCCUGCACCACUACUUCGUGCCCGACGGGGACUAUGAGGAGAACGACGACCCCGAGAAGUGCCAGCUCCUCUUCAGGGUGAGUGACCACCAGCGUUGUGCAGCAGCAGCGGGGGAGAAGAGCCAGGCCAGCCGCCUGCUGAGCCUCAGCCUGCGCGAGGAGUUCACGGUGCUGGGCCGCCAGGUGGAGGACGCCGGCCGCGUCCUGGAGGGCAUCAGUAAGAGCAUCUCCUACGACCUGGACGGCGAGGAGAGCUACGGCAAGUACCUGCGGCGAGAGUCCCACCAGAUCGGGGAUGCCUACUCCCACUCGGACAAGUCCCUCACGGAGCUCGAGAGCAAGUUCAAGCAGGGCCAGGCGCAGGACGGCCAGCAGGAGAGCCGGCUCAACGAGGACUUCCUGGGGAUGCUGGUCCACACCAGGUCUCUGCUCAAGGAAACGCUGGGCAUCUCCGUGGGGCUCCGGGACAAAUACGAUCUGCUGGCCCUCACCAUCCGGAGCCACGGGACCCGGCUCGGCCGGCUGAAAAAUGACUAUCUGAAAGUGUAGAGGGAAGGGCGCCCGCAGGGAGGGAGAGGGAAUCCCACCCGCUCCCAGGGGGAGACUGGCGAUGGGAGAGGGGGGGCGCGCACGUCCCUUAUCCUUAGGAUUGGUCGAGUCCAGUUUGGCACGUUGAAAACGAAUCUGAGUUCAUCUGAAACAAAAGUGAGAGCUGAAUGGUUUGGUGGGGUUUCCGUUUGUGUGGUCUAGUGUUUGCGCAUUAUUUAUGGGAUUGCUGUUAUUGAUUGGUCAUCUGGGAAGGACGAGGUAAAGCAAUGCCUCCCGCCUUGCCAAGAGGCCUGUGUCUCGCUGCAGAGACACCUAUUUCGGCCACAUCUAAGAGGACACCGUGUGUGUAUAUGGUAGGAACUGAUGGGACAUACGUUCCCAUCCUGGAGACUCUGGAAACAGGAUGGAGAGUGCUAUUCUGCUUUCCACAGCAGCCUUCUCUCCCGAUGAGCUCUGAAGGCGGCCAGGCGGCCUGUUUUCCCAAUGAGGUCCAAGGUGCUGCUCUGCUUGCCUGCCAGUCAAUGAAAACUGCCUGUUUCUUCUCCCUUUCGCUCUUAUUUAUUAGCCAUGGUCUCUGAGUUGUGUUUUUAUAAGAGCAUUUGGCUAGAAACUACGCAAAUUGACUUUGGAAGGGCAUGUCUGUACCUCUGUGGGUGUAUGUAAAUCAAAGCGGCCACAUGUGAGGAAUCUAAGUUUUGUCAGGCUUACAGACUCACCAUGAUGUGUGUGCUGAGCUACCGCCGAGUAACUCAUUGCUGUGUCUAUGCUUUGUCAUCAGUGCCAGAGUCCAUCACAAAGAAGUCCAUGGUGUGGGCUCACUCCCAAAUGCCUGUGAUGUAGGUCUCCGAUGUAUCGGUUCUCAUUGGGGAUUUUGCUUCUGCUCCUUGUUUGAAAGUUGUACUUCACCUUGGGGGAAUUCUAAGUUGCUAAUGACUCUUUAGCUAGGUUCUAUUAUCCAGUCAAUAAAUAUGUUCUCAUACA
Molecule: messenger RNA, 2033 nt
Organism: Echinops telfairi (small Madagascar hedgehog)
Lineage: Eukaryota; Metazoa; Chordata; Mammalia; Afrosoricida; Tenrecidae
Gene: FIBIN
Product: fin bud initiation factor homolog
Exons: 1
Coding region: 411-1052 (213 amino acids)
Source: RefSeq, a predicted model, not a curated record